UAUUGUAAAUACCGAGAAAAGAGACUUCGAAAUAAAAUUAAACGAUUAUAUAAUGAAAUUGCAUAUCUGAAAGAUAAGUGUUCUCAAUGUAAUGAAAAAAUAAUUAAUGAAGCAAUUUCAAAAUUAUCUGAAAAACAACAAUUAGCAGUUAAAGCUUGUUUUGCGGCAGCAAAAUUAAAAAAUAUAAAAGACAUGAGAUAUUCAAACGAAUGGAUAUACGAAUGUAUUUUACUUUGAAUUAAAAGUACAAAAACGUAUAAUCAUUUGAGAUCUCACAAUAUUUUAACAUUACCUUCCAUUAAAACAUUAAAUCGUUAUAUCAAUAAUAUCAAAGGUUGUUACGGCUUUCAAAUGAGCAUAUUUGAUAUGUUGAAAAAGAAAACGGCAAACAUGGAACCUAACGAUGUGCGAGGUACAUAUACAUUUUAUUAACAAAUUACAAUUAAUUCUUUCAACAUAAAAAAUUUGAUUAUGUAAUAUUGCUUUCUGGAUCGGAUAAUUAUAUAACAAAUUUUUAAAUAUUAUUUCAGUAAAUGUUAUUUAAAUCGUCAAAAUUGAUUUAUGUAGGUGUUUUAUUGCUGGAUGAAAUGAAAUUAUCUAAAACUUUAUAUUUUAACCGCAAGAAUUUAAAAGUUGAAGGCUUUGUUGAUUUAGGUCAAUACACUUCAGAAGAACAAAAGAAAAAAAAGGAGACCAUGCAUUAGUUCUCAUGUUUCAACCCUUUAAAGGAAAAUGGGUUCAAUGUUUGGCUUGCUUUUUGAGUAUUGGAAACACAAGUGCCUUCAUUUUGCAUAAAAUUAUUAUGGAAUGCAUUAUUCUAACAGAACAAUCCGGACUUAAGAUAGAUGCUAUAGUAUCAGAUGGAACAUCAUGGAAUCGAGCUAUGUGGAAGUUAUUUGAUGUAACGGAAGAAUGUGUUAGCAUACAGCAUAUUGUUGACACAGAAAGACGCUUGUGGUUUAUUUCUGAUUUUCCACAUUUGAUAAAAUGUCUCCGAAAUUAUUUUUCUCAAUUUGAUCGAUAUGCAGGAAUUUGGACUCCGGAUGGUGUAGUUUCGUUAAAACAUUGGUAUGCGAUAAUUUCCAUUGAAAAUCCUCACGGAUUUAAUUUAAAAUCUAGUUAUCAUUUGGAUGAAUAUCACAUCAAACCAAAAUAUUAUCAAAAAUGAA
Wasmannia auropunctata (little fire ant) is the source of this 1169-nucleotide messenger RNA. RefSeq lists its product as uncharacterized. The coding region runs from base 710 to 1168 and encodes 152 amino acids. The record is from RefSeq and is a predicted model, not a curated record. Lineage: Eukaryota; Metazoa; Arthropoda; Insecta; Hymenoptera; Formicidae. The transcript has 3 exons.